Bradysia coprophila is the source of this 1166-nucleotide messenger RNA. RefSeq lists its product as uncharacterized. Gene Ontology annotation, cellular component: nucleus. Gene Ontology annotation, molecular function: DNA-binding transcription factor activity, RNA polymerase II-specific. The record is from RefSeq and is a predicted model, not a curated record. NCBI's taxonomy places the organism in Eukaryota, Metazoa, Arthropoda, Insecta, Diptera, Sciaridae. Gene Ontology annotation, biological process: regulation of transcription by RNA polymerase II.
CCAGACAUUUUGACACAUUUAUGAUCGAACGUUCUUUGUGUUGAACCAGUAAAACGUAACGUGAAGACAAAAAAUAGUCCCGAAGUCUGGACGACCGAUUUUCGCUUAUAUCAAAAUGAGUUCCGACUAUAUAGAGGCAGAGGCACAACGAACGCUACAAGAUGAUGAAACGUUCAAAGUGCUGAAAUCCUUACGAAGUGCGCUGCAAGAACAGAAAGACUUCAAUUCUACAUUAAAAGGGCAACUGAAGCGAGCUACAGAUGUUCAGCUGAAGCUUGAGAUAACGCUGAAUGAAAUGGAAGCACAACUUCAGCUACAGUUUGAUAGAAUAAUCGAGAUACGAAAGGAAAUGCUUUCGAAGCAUGUCGAAAACGCAACGGCAGUAAGUGGCACUCCAUAUGCACGACAACAAUGCGAUGAAAGGAGCAACGCCGAUAUUCAAGGGCAAGUCAAACUUCCAGAUUAUUUGAGAUUGACAUCUGAUGAGGCGAUGCAAGUGGACGGUUUACUAUCACCACCAAACGAGCAGAAUCGGCUAGAUCGGAAUGGCGCUAGCGAAUCGAACGCUACCGAAUCCGAGUCUGCGUGCAAUCCACGAAACGAGUCCACCGAAUCGGAUGCCGAAAUUGCUAUCGAAAAACAUCAGAUGGAAAAAGCGUCGCCCCACCCAAGGACUAGAAAUGCUGAGCCAUCCACGGUGCAAUUAGAUGAUGCAGCGAUAUUGAAUAAAUGCCAGAUUCGUUUGAGCCGAAUAAGCGAGGUACAUCUUCAAAACGCUGCACGUCGUCGUCGCUACUGCAAAGAAUCGAAGAAGCUCUAUUGUACCGUUUGUGGCAAGGCAUUCAUCUGUAGUAGCCAUUUAUUUACACAUUUGAGGAUCCACACUGAUGAAAAAUCCUUUAAGUGUGAAGAAUGUGGCGUUGCUUUCACUCGCACAGGCAAUUUGGAUAUUCAUCGGAGAAUUCAUACAGGUAGAGCGCUUUACAAAUGCAACGUGUGAGAAAGGGGUGUAAGCGAUAAAUGCUGCUCCCUCGGCUGCUGCACACACCGAAUUAGGAGUGUAGCCAAUGGCAGGAAAUUGAAUAAGAAAUUGGUUUUAUGAUAAGCAUAAAGGAUGUUUCAAUAAAGUAUCCACACUGGAGGAUCAGUGCUGUUACGUUUUAUUG